This is a messenger RNA of Portunus trituberculatus (swimming crab), 3945 nucleotides long. Its product is annotated as fat-like cadherin-related tumor suppressor homolog. The coding region runs from base 61 to 3945 and encodes 1294 amino acids. The record is from RefSeq and is a predicted model, not a curated record. Gene Ontology annotation, cellular component: plasma membrane. Lineage: Eukaryota; Metazoa; Arthropoda; Malacostraca; Decapoda; Portunidae. Gene Ontology annotation, molecular function: calcium ion binding. Gene Ontology annotation, biological process: homophilic cell-cell adhesion. The transcript has 4 exons.
ACUUAUUGUUUUGUUUUUUUGUAGGUGAUGACGACGCCCACAUGACAUGGUGAGGCCGGCAUGAUGCCCCAGGGAGCGGGCUUGAGGGCGUCCUGGCCCUCACAGCCUCCCGCACACUACUCCCGUGAACACCAUCGAGUCAACCCACGUCCACAUUCACUUCCUCGCCUUCUCCUCCUGUUUGUUGUGGCCAUCCCUCUCACGCUGUGCUGGGGAACGUCUGUGGCAUCCAGCUCCGAUUCAUUCAAGUUUUUGAGGGAUAGCUACAAUGUUAAGAUCUAUGAAAAUUCGCUGCCCAUGACUCACGUGUCUGGGGAGGAACUAAUGUGUAUCUCCCUGGACAAUUUGUCACCUUCUAUUCACAUCACAUUUCAUGUUGUUAGCGGAGACACGCAUGGCUUCUUCACAGCUGAGACAGAGGAGAUUGGGGGACUUGCGGUGCUGCAGGUGAGAACUAAAACGGGGUUGAGGGAUGUGCUAAACCGAGAACGAAGCGAACGAUACGAUCUGGUAGUGGAAGCACGAGCUAAGAACCCUGUCCGUAGAGGUGCUCCCCUUAGAGCUAGAACUAAUGUGACAGUGAACGUUCUGGACACCAAUGACAACGUACCUUUAUUCUACCCAACCUCCUACCAGGUCAGUGUGGGCGAAGAUGCCUCCAUCCACACUCCGCUGCUGUCCGUCACAGCCCAUGAUCCAGACGAUGGCAACAACGGUCAGGUAUACUAUCUGCUGGAAGACCACAAUACAGACUUGUUCGCUAUUCAUCCAGUCAGAGGAGUACUAAGCAUAACACGCACACUUUCCUAUACAUAUGGACGUAUACAUACAAUAACAGUUCUUGCCAAAGAUCGUGGACCACAACCACCAAAUAUGCGGGCUUCUAUUGCUGCACGGGCCACUGUAGAGGUGCAAGUUUACCAAGUCAACAUCCAUGCGCCACAGAUCUAUGUGCAGCAUUUGCCACAUGUAGUGGAACAUUCCCACACACAUAUUUAUGCCAUUAUUAGAGUGGAAGACGAAGACGAGGGUGAAAGUGGUCGAGUGGACAAAGUGACGAUUAUAGCUGGUGAUCCAGAUAGACUCUUCAGCAUCACUCGAGGAUCACACUCCAAGGAAUAUAAUCUUGCUGUACUCAAAUUAUUGGACCGAGAAUUAGCUCCAGAGGGUUACAACCUUACUCUUCAGGCUAUUGACUGUGGAACUCCCUCACGCAGAACACGUGUCAAUGUGCAUGUUAACAUCGCCGAUGUCAAUGACCACGCUCCAGUAUUUGCACGAGAACAGUACGAGGAAGCAGUGAGUGAAGAAGCUCCCCCUAAUACUCCCGUCGUAAGAGUGGCAGCUUCUGACACGGAUCAGGGCAUCAAUGGAAGGGUUCUCUUUAGGAUUGUGGCAGGAAAUGAGGACGAAAAAUUUCGCAUAAACCCUCGUACAGGUUUGAUAUCCACUGGUGAUUGGCUGGACCACGAAUUGACAGCAUCCUACAGCCUAACAGUGGCAGCUGUAGACCAAGCAAGUAACGCCCGCAGGAAACAGUCUUCAGCCAAAGUUAUUAUCCGAAUUCUUGAUGCCAACGAUAAUGCACCGCAGUUCAACACUCCCAAUACAGAGGUGACAAUCGACGAAAACGAACCAGUCGGGUCCUACGUGACUCGUAUGCUUGCCACAGAUGCAGACUCUGGAGAGAACCGCUUUCUUUCAUACAGUAUUGCCAAUCUAGAUCAAGUGCCCUUUGCUAUUGAUCCUUUUGAUGGCACAAUAAGAACUUCCUCUGUGCUCGAUUUUGAGGCCCAGCGUCGAGUUUAUACCAUCAAGGUUCGUGCUUCAGAUUGGGGCAGUCCCUACAAGAGGGAGACGGAAACAACAGUAAAAGUAAAAAUUCGUGACGUAAAUGACAAUCGACCACAGUUUAUGGGUGUUGACUGCAAAGGAUGGGUUUCCAUUGACGCUCCCGUUGGAACAAGUGUACUCACCCUCUCAGCAUUGGAUCUGGACAAUGGAAGCAGUGUUAUCUAUAGACUCCAAAAUGACAUGGAUGAAGAAUGCUGGUCUGUCGAGAGUUCAACGGGCGUGUUGGCUCUUACUUGUGAUCUAAGAACGUCAUUACCUCAUGAUGCACCAAAGACAUACCUUCUAAACGUAACGGCCUCUGACGGCACUCACAUGUCAGAUGCGACUGGUGUGACGAUUACAGUCAUUACCAAACGCACGGAGGAUCAUCCUUCUCUGAAACGGCACUCACAUGUUGAGUGUCACGAGACAGGGAUCGGUUCUAAAGCAGCGGAAGUGAAAGCUGCAGCAGCAGAGAACAAUGCAGCUGAGGAACACUACGCCUUACUACCACUGCGCUAUGGUUACAAUUCUCACAAACCUGAGCUGCCAGAAGAAUUCCCAAGCAUUGUGAAGGUUCGUGAGGACGUGGACAUUGGCACAGAGUUACUGACAGUGGCAGCAAAAGAUCAUGACCGAGGGCACAACGGGCGUGUUGUGUAUGCUGUUUCUAAUGGUGAUACGGAUUCAGUAUUUAGAAUAGGCUUUGAAACAGGCAUCGUGCAAGUUGUGGCACAGCUUGACCGUGAAAGGACUCCAGAGUACACUCUUAACAUAACUGUGUAUGACCUCGGAGUUCCUCACAGAAGUGCUUCAAGAAAUCUUACAGUCAGAGUCAUAGAUGUGAAUGAUAAUGCUCCAGAAUUUAAUCGUGUAAGCUAUAGCCUCCAUCUCCCUGAGAAUACUCGAAACGGAACCAGCGUAGCUCAGCUGAGUGCCCAAGAUGCUGAUGAAGGGCUGAACGCUCAAGUGACGUACGAACUGGUAUCUGAUGUAGAUGAAUUCAAGGUUGACAAAGUAACUGGGGUGUUGUAUAUGCUAGGUGGGCUUGAUCGUGAGCGGCGCAGUGAAUAUGAUCUACGAGUGAGGGCGUGGGACAGUGCUCCAGAGAAUCCUCAGUCAGCGCUGGCUAGAGUGAUGGUAACAGUCCUUGACAUCAAUGACUGUCCUCCUGAGUUUGGUGCUGCUCGCAGUCUUAAGGUUGACAUCCCUGAAGAUCUGCCAGUUGGAGCUGUGGUAGCAACACUCCAAGCUACUGACCAGGACAUGGGUUCAGGUGGACAGUUAACAUACAGUCUCACCAGUGAUCAUGGGGAUGUAUUUCGUAUUGACGCGCAAACUGGUAUCGUUAGACUUGCGGAGGCCCUUGACUAUGAGACAAGACAAUCGUACAAUGUGACAGUUCGUGCUCAGGAUGGAGGUAUACCAACUCUACAUGCCCACGCCAGUCUUCUUGUGCGUGUUCAUGACGUGGAUGAGAAUCUGGGCCCUCCAAGAUUCCCACAACGGGUGCUGAGAGGCUGGGUCAAGGAAAACCUAUCCCCCGGUGCCGAAGUCAUCACCCUCAAGGCACGGGAUCCAGACAAUGACCAGCUCGUGUACACAAUCACCGGGGGAGACGGAGUGGGCUACUUCUCUGUUGACAUGCAUGGCGUGAUCCGCACGGUGGUGUCCCUGGACCGAGAGGCGGCUCGGGGCUACUGGCUGGCUGUGGUGGUGUCCGACGGGGGAGCGGCACCACUCACUGACACCUGCCAUAUUUUCGUCGAGGUGGAGGACGUGAACGACCACAUCCCUCAGACGGAGGAACCAGCUUACCACACCUUCGUGUCUGAAAAUCUCUCUCCUGAUACCUUUGUUCUCACUCUUGUGGCAUCUGAUGGGGACUUGGCUCCUUCUAAUAUUUCCUUCGCCAUCACUAAAGGCAACGAGGAAGCACAUUUCAAGAUCAACCCACAGACCGGCGUUAUCAGCACGCUAGUCCCUCUGGACAGGGAGGAGCAAGCUGAGUACGAGCUAUGGGUAAUGGUGAGUGACGGUCAGCUGUCUUCCGUCACUCCAGCAUUCAUCACAGUGAGCGACGAGAACGAUAAUCCUCCGGAACGCUUAUAA